Messenger RNA from Pediculus humanus corporis (human body louse), 768 nucleotides. RefSeq names its product eukaryotic translation initiation factor 4E-1, putative. Gene Ontology annotation, cellular component: eukaryotic translation initiation factor 4F complex. NCBI's taxonomy places the organism in Eukaryota, Metazoa, Arthropoda, Insecta, Psocodea, Pediculidae. Gene Ontology annotation, molecular function: RNA 7-methylguanosine cap binding; translation initiation factor activity. The coding region runs from base 1 to 768 and encodes 255 amino acids. The transcript is spliced from 5 exons. The record is from RefSeq and is a predicted model, not a curated record. Gene Ontology annotation, biological process: translational initiation.
AUGGCUUCUUCGAUUGAAAAAUUGUCGUUAACGACGAGUGAAAAUGAUUUUUCAAUAAAUUCACAAUUUUUGAAAUGUUCGAAUGUAAAUUUUCCUAACAACAAUGAAACAACAAACGAAACUCCUCUACAAACUUCAUGGACAUUUUGGUUGGAUAAAGCAGUCAAAGGGUCCAAAGCAAGAGAAUAUGAAACAAAUUUAAGUAAAAUAUACACAUUUGAUACAAUACAAGGAUUUUGGUCUGUUUAUAAUAAUUUACCUGAUGUUAAAGGCAUUCAAAUCGGAUACAGUUAUCACAUGAUGAGAGAUGAAAGACGACCGAUUUGGGAAGAACCAUACAAUCAAAAUGGAGGAGUAUGGAGAUUUAGAUGCAACAAAGAUGACACAUCGAAAGUUUGGAAAGAAUUAAUUUUGGCAGCCAUUGGUGAACAAUUUUCAGAAUCCAUUACCGAGGAAGAUGAAAUAUGCGGACUUACAGUAUCUGUUAGGGAAAAAUUUGACACAGUGAAAAUAUGGAACUCGAAAGCAGAAUUAGAAAGUCAAGCGAGAUUCAUAGAACUCAUGAAGCAUAUGAAAAUAACAUUUGGAACCCAAGAACUAAUCGAUGAAAAUAUGCAUUAUGAUGAUGAUUCAUUCACAACAACAACAACAACAAAAGAAAAGGUAAAAACGACCGUUAGAACGACUCUAAAAGAUGAAAUAUUUGUUUUAGAUUUCCGUACAAAGUUCGUAAGACGUUAUAAAAGAAAAAAAAAGACUUUGGAUUGA